AUAUAUGGCAAUGGAUAACCCAACUGUUAUCGAAACCCAAGUGUUUCUCCGUGACACACCUAAUGAUACAAGUCCCUGCAAAAGGAGAUACAAAGUUGUGCUACUUGUAGUUUUGUUCACAGUGGUGAUAUGUGGUAUAGGAAUAGUGUGGAAACUUAGACAUCAAAAGGAUGCAGAGGAGAUCAGGAAUGUAACAAAAUCUAGUCCUACAAACGAGGGAGGAUUAGUAAACGCAUUGAGUAACCUAACAAAUCAAGAGAAUGCACAGGACAUCAGGAAUAAAACACAAUCUACUUAUACGAAUUACAGCAGUAUAAAUACGUGCCUUUACAUAACAUCUGAAGGUUUUUUGAAAAAACUGCCAAAUGAUACAUUUGCAUAUGGAGAAGUAUGUACAAUAGGAUCAGAAUUCGUGAAGAAAACAUGUGGUAUUGGUAAAGAGAAAUCGGAAAGUAGUCAUGUGUGCGAGAAAUGUACAGAUGGAAGCAUUCUUCCAUCGUUUUGCUUCUGUGACAAGGAUGUGCACUGUGUCAAAGAUAAAGAAUUAUUGGGAAGUCGAGCAGCCGAUUACUCUAAAAAAAUUUGUCAAUGGUGUGCAGAUAUUUUCAAAGUUUAUUUUAAAAACCGAGGCAUUCCGAGUUGCUUUAGUGACUUUCAAGCUCUGGUGAAACAGACCUGUACAGAAGGUUAUACUGGGUUCAUGUGUAGUGUCAUAUCAAAACGUGUAUGCUCCUUAGAAUUUGAACAUCCCAAUUUAGAGGAAUGCAACAGGUCAAAUCUAGAAGAGGAAUGUUUCCUUAGAACGAUAUGGCCUGGAACAUAUUACCAUUGCCAACCUUUCACGGAUUUCAAUAUCAAUGAAAGAAGAAAAAACCUGGAAGCUUGUAACCUGAAUGCUACCCCAUGACAGAAGAAAGGUACAAAAUUAAAUUGAGAAAGAAUUUUAUAUAAACAACUGCAAGGAUAAACAGCUUUCUGUUCUUGUUUGAACAACGUCUAGUUGAUGGAUGAUAUCUUCCCUGAAUGUGUGUACCGCAGACAUAGAUACAACGAAUUCUUGAUUCAACUGAGUUUUACUAUGCGUAUUGCUGUGUGUUUGUUUUUUCUAUAUUGGCUAGAGGUAAAGGGGGAGGGUUGAGAUCUCACAAAACAUGUUUAACACUGCCGCAUUUUUGCGCCUGUCCCAAGUCAGGAGCCUCUGGCCUUUGUUAGUCUUGUAUGAUUUUUAAUUUUAGUUCAUUUUUUUAAGAGUUUAGUACGACGUCCAUUAUCACUGAACUAGUACACAAUUUUGUUUAGGGGCAAGCUGAAGCACGCCUUAGGGUGCGUGAUUUUCUCGCUAUGAUGAAGACCCAUUUGGUGGCCUUCGGCUGUUUUCUGCUCUUUGGUCGGGUUGUUGUCUCUUUGACACAUUCCCCAUUUCCAUUCUCAAUUUUGUUGAAGAUUGAGAACCACAAGAAAAGCUAAACAGAUAUAGUGGUACAUGAAUUUCUUUGAUAUUUGGCAUCUUUUUUCAAUUCAUAUAACAAUAUGCAGAUUGAGUUGUAAAUUAAAUUUGGUAAGUUGAUUAUACCGUCUUGGUCAUUGUUUGGUUCUUUUAAGUUAUACAUCAAUCAGUUGUACCUUUUAUAGAUAUACAAAGCUCUGGAAAGAGAACAUUUGCAUUUCAAAUAUCUUUCACACAUUUUUUUUUUUUUUUUGAAUGGCAGGUACUGUAAAUUUAUAAAUGAUUCUGUGCAUUUAUUAUUGCGAUUUUUGAAGAAGAGAAAAAAAUGCGAGAUUAAUUAUUGCGAUUUCAGGAAAAUCUGAAUACAGUUAUAUGUAUAUAGUAUCACAAUGCGAGUUCUUAUUAUUGUGAUACUCAUCCAAUCGCAGAAAGAAAGAUGACAGAUACCAGAGGGGCAUUCAAACUCAUAAGUCGAAAACAAACUGACAACACCACGGCUAAAAAGGGGAAGAUACCAACAGACAAACAAUAGUACACAAAACACAACAUAUAAAACUAAAGACUGAGCAACACGAACCCCACCAAAAACUGGAGAUGAUCUCAGGGGCUCCGGAAGGAUAAGCAGAUUCUGCUCCACAUGUGGCAGCCAUCGUGUUGCUUAUGUUAGUACAAACCCGGUAGUAAGUAUAAUACGCAUUAAUAAAAACCUAGCAAUAGUAUCUGAAUUUACAGUAUUUCAAAGGAAACUACCGAUGUGUUUGAAAGGCAAUAUUAAACAUUCCAUCUAGUUCAUUGUGUAGUCGGUUUAUAUAAUUGACUUGUAUUGUCUACCAUUAGAAGGAAACUUCGGAAUGAUUCAAACUAAUGCUACCAGUUGAUAUGUACAGAUUGUAUGUUUCGGAGGUUAGUGUGGUGUCCAUUUUGCUGAACUAUUACACAUUAUUGUUUAAGUGCCAGCUGAGGCCAGCUCGAUAAGAUGAAUACCCAUUGGUGGCCUUGGGCUGUUUUCUUCUCUUUAGUCGGUUUAUUUUUCAUUUUGGCCAAUUCCUUGAUUCCAUUCUCUAUUCUAUUUGUAAUAACAUUGUGAUAUAAGGUCAAAGAAUGUUAACAGAAGUAUCCAAAAUAUAGAU
Molecule: messenger RNA, 2577 nt
Organism: Mytilus californianus (California mussel)
Lineage: Eukaryota; Metazoa; Mollusca; Bivalvia; Mytilida; Mytilidae
Exons: 10
Coding region: 5-907 (300 amino acids)
Source: RefSeq, a predicted model, not a curated record